AUGGGCAAAUUCAAGAAUCAAACAAAAAAUAUUCGCAAAAGGGGAGUUGCAACAAGUCAAAGUAAAAGGAAGCAAAUGAAAAGAGAGGUGAAAACGAAGAAUGCGACACAAAUGGAAGAGGGAACGGAUGCUGCUGCUGAAACACCAGUUGUUAGAGGAUUGUCUGUGGCAAAUCAGGUUGGUUUUUUUAUUUAAAGGUUAUGAUUUAUAGCUCCGAAAUUCCCCAAAUUAGAAACCAUCAAAAAUUCAUUUUCACAAUUCACAAGGUUAAGUUCCGUUGUCUGACCAAUAUUUCAGAAAAAUUGAAGUUUUUCAGUGAUACAAAAACUACAAAUUGUUUAGCAAAAUUCAAAAACCCCGUCAUUUUUCAGAAAGCUUUGGCCGCUGGAGAAUUCGAUUUGAAAAAAUUGCCAAAAGUCAACGAGAAGAAAUUGUUCCGAAAAUUCCAACUUCCAGUCAGAGAAGGUCAUAAAGUUUUGGAUGCUCCAUCAGGUAAAAAAGGAACAACUGCACAGUAUAUUACGAAAAAAAAGGCAAAGAAAAUGUAUAAGGUUGGUUUUUUUUAUUCAGUAAGCUAUUUUUUUGUUGAUAAAUUGUUGAAUUUUUCCAGAGAAUGACACAGGAUGCCAGAGAAACAUUCAAGAAAAUGCAAGCGGAAGGAGUUGAUAUUGCUGUUGAAGAAGGAGAUGAAGAAAUGGAGGAUUGA
Messenger RNA from Caenorhabditis angaria, 706 nucleotides. The record is from the annotation of a GenBank genome assembly. Lineage: Eukaryota; Metazoa; Nematoda; Chromadorea; Rhabditida; Rhabditidae.